GCCUAGAGUUUCAAACUACUAGAAGUCACGCCUCCUAGGAACCAGAAGCAUUGCUAAGAGCUACUGAACGGACAUUUGUAAGGGGCGGGGCCUCAGCGAAAACUAUAAUCCCCAGAAUGCAGCGCGGAGCUUCCGGUUUCCGGCAAGAGGGCCAGAGGAGAAAGAGAGAGCGCGAAAGAGAGAGGAUGUCUCUCUCAGACUGGCAUCUGGCAGUGAAGCUGGCUGACCAGCCACUUGCUCCCAAGUCAAUUCUUCAGUUGCCAGAGACAGAAAUGGGGGAAUACUCACUAGGGGCCUACAGCAUUUCAUUUCUAAAGCAGCUUAUUGCUGGCAAGCUCCAGGAAUCUGUCCCAGACCCGGAACUGAUUGAUCUGAUCUAUUGUGGCCGGAAGCUAAAAGAUGACCAGACCCUUGACUUCUAUGGUAUUCAGCCUGGGUCCACAGUCCAUGUUCUCCGUAAAUCUUGGCCUGAGCCUGAUCAAAAACCUGAACCUGUGGACAAAGUGGCUGCCCUGAGGGAGUUCCGGGUGCUGCACACUGCCCUGCACAGCAGCUCCUCCUACAGGGAGGCGGUGUUUAAGAUGCUCAACAAUAAAGAAUCUCUGGAUCAGAUCAUUGUGGCCACCCCAGGUCUCAGCAGUGAUCCCAUUGCUCUAGGGGUUCUCCAGGACAAAGACCUCUUCUCUGUCUUUGCUGAUCCCAGCAUGCUAGAUACAUUGGUGCCUGCUCACCCAGCCCUAGUCAAUGCCAUCAUCCUGGUUCUGCACUCAGUAGCAGGCAGCACACCAAUGCCAGGAGCUGACUCCUCUUCCCGAAGCAUGCCCUCCAGCUCGUACCGAGAUAUGCCAGGUGGCUUCCUGUUUGACGGGCUCUCGGAUGAUGAGGACGACUUUCACCCAAGCACCCGGUCUACGCCCUCUAGCAGUACACCCAGCUCCCGCCCAGCUUCUCUGGGGUACAGUGGAGCUGCUGGGCCCCGCCCUAUUACGCAGAGUGAGCUGGCCACUGCCCUGGCCCUGGCCAGUACUCCAGAGAGCAGUUCUCAUACACCAACUCCUGGCACCCAGGGCCAUUCUUCAGGCACCUCGCCAAUGUCCUCUGGUGUCCAGUCAGGGACACCCAUCACCAACGAUCUUUUUAGCCAGGCCCUCCAGCAUGCCCUGCAGGCCUCUGGGCAGCCUAGCCUUCAGAGCCAAUGGCAGCCUCAGCUGCAGCAGUUGCGUGACAUGGGCAUCCAGGAUGAUGAGCUGAGCCUCCGUGCCCUUCAGGCGACUGGAGGGGAUAUCCAAGCAGCCCUGGAGCUGAUCUUUGCUGGAGGAGCCCCAUGAACUUCUUGUACCCAAGUGCCUAGCAAGUUGCAGAGGCAAUUCCUCAAAGGAGGCACUUGUGAAGUUGCCUCCAACUCCCCUCACCCUCAAUAUAUCUGAUGGUCUGUCUACUCA
Molecule: messenger RNA, 1442 nt
Organism: Phodopus roborovskii (desert hamster)
Lineage: Eukaryota; Metazoa; Chordata; Mammalia; Rodentia; Cricetidae
Gene: Ubl7
Product: ubiquitin like 7
Exons: 11
Coding region: 117-1328 (403 amino acids)
Biological process (GO): ubiquitin-dependent protein catabolic process
Cellular component (GO): cytosol
Molecular function (GO): polyubiquitin modification-dependent protein binding
Source: RefSeq, a predicted model, not a curated record